Messenger RNA from Exophiala mesophila, 1167 nucleotides. RefSeq lists its product as uncharacterized. Bases 142 to 960 code for a protein of 272 amino acids. Lineage: Eukaryota; Fungi; Ascomycota; Eurotiomycetes; Chaetothyriales; Herpotrichiellaceae. The record is from RefSeq and is a predicted model, not a curated record. The transcript has 2 exons.
GAUUACCUAGUCCCGAUCACACCACUGCAUUUCCAUUCGAACAAAUCUUUACCUUCAUUUCCGUCCACUCUCUACCUGAGCUCGACCCGGCACCACGGACUCUCUCUGACCCUUGCCUUGCCGCCUUCCUGACCACACUCCAUGGCGGUCCAUACCAUCAAUGCGGACGUGCAUUACGCAUCUCUGACUGGCCUUUCCAUAUCACUCGGCCUUUCCGCCGUCGCCCUCGUCCUCGGACUCUCGUCCCUCCUUUUUCUUGGUUUGAUAUGGUGUGUUCAGGAUUAUCGUGCCUUCAAAGCACUGGGGCCAGGUGGGCCGCCAUAUAACAUCCGUGGAUGGAUGACGGUUGCGUUUCUCGUGAAACCAUUCACACUGAGCGCACGUGAUACCACUUGGACUGGCGAUUAUCCAACCUCCGGUGCCCACAAGAGCCUCUUGGCCCUACCGCUGAGAAAAGGUGGACGUCCUGAUGUGCGAGGCAUAGCUCCUCAACGACAAUUUAGUCAACGUCCUCUGCCAGAAAUGAAUCAACGUAUCAUUGGACUUCUGACCGCCUCCGUCAUGAACAAUCCCAAUUUCUUGCAGCAAAGAGUCUCCUCACUCGAAAAGCAUCAUUCAGCGCUCUUUGUCCACCCAUCGCUCCUGCACCAAAAACGUAACCUCCCCCAAACGGCCACGGCGACGAAAGGAGAGAUUGGCCACAUCCACGGAGAUAGUUCUCUUCAUCUAUACCUUUCACCGGCGGACGCCCGGGUGGUCAUUGAGAAAGGAUGGGCUCAGCGACAUCGGUUGGCAAGGACUCAGCCUUGGUGGUAUCCAGGCCGGAAAAGGUUUGUCUGCGGCAUUGGGGACACCUUCUUGAUGAUCUACGCUCCGAGGGACGACAUGGAACUGAGGGUCCUGGAUAUCUUGAUCCGAGCAAGUGCAAGAUUCAUGACUGGCCAGGAAGACAUUAUAUGACGGCGUAGCCACGGUAUGAGACGGGCGCUGUCCAGGGAUGGAACAUAUGCUGGAUCUAAGGUUGCCAUUGUUGUACUUGGCACCUUCCCCAGCGAAGACACGGUGGAUUAGAAGCCGAGGAUCGGUGAAGAAGAAGAAGCGACGCAAAAAGUACCUGACCUAUCGUGCCUCUCCAUGUCGUACUAUAAUAUAAAGUUAGCAGAUGGC